UGGUGGUUAAAAUAACACGAACCUCGCCGAAAGCUUCUUUCGGCUAUGUUCGUUUUGCCGCCGUGUAGUAUCUAGCGCGUAGGUAUAUUAUUGUGUGGCUCGUUCGCUGCGCUUCUUCUUUGUUGCUUGGCGGAUUCUACUUGCUUCAAGAAAAAUGGCAGACAUCACAGAAGAAGAACUUAGAAAGGAAAUCAGGCAGAUUUUAAAUGGGGCAGAUCUAGAAAUGACUUCCCGUAAGACUGUGGUGACAAAAUUGGAGAAAAAGCUUGGUGUGGACCUCACGGAGAAGAAGAAGAUGAUCUUUGAACUGGUCAUGGAAUACGUCAAUGAAAAAGAUGAUGAAUCUGAUGAUGCUGAGGAGGCAUCUGAAGAGGAGGAAGAAGAAGAGGAGAAACCUCAGAAGAAGAAGACAAGGAAGAGGAAAGCCUCUGAUGGCGAUUCCGACGACGAUUGGGGAAAGAAGGGGAAGGGUGCUCCAAAGGCUAAGAAGGCCGGUGGUGGUGGUGGUGGUGGCGGCGGCGGCGGCGGCGGCGGCGGUGGCGGUGGUGGCGGCGGGCGAGGCAAAGGCGGUGGUUACACUCGCGCCUAUACAUUAUCGCCAGCUCUUUCUGAUCUCAUGGGGAAAGACGAGAUGCCACGUCACGAAGUCGUCAAACGAAUAUGGGAAAUCAUCAAGGAGAAAAAUCUGUACGACCCCAACAACAAACAAUUCGUCGUAUGUGACGACGCAUUGCUCAAGGUGUUCGGUACAAAAAGAUUCCGUGCUUUCGGUAUGAUGAAGUAUCUGAAAACGCAUUUUAUUAACGCGUAAAUCGUGUUUUAGAGUUCUUGAGUAUAAGUCACCAUUUUCGAUAAUCUUGGGAGUGUUAUAAGAUGACACAGAAUUUUGCGCAAAUUGAAUCCCAACUUAUUUCUGUUCACGAAAGAUAUUUUGGAAGAAAUUAAAGGGUUAUUAAUUUACCGGAAAAUUAAGAAUUAUUAAUUUCGCACACCCUCGUGAUUUUACUGCCUCAAUAUGUGGUAUUAGUGUAAGAACAGUCCACGCCAUUGAAUAAGAGUGCAAAAACGGAGUGCCAAUGUCUAUCUAGCUCCAAUAAAAUGAAACUUCGUCUAUACCGAUAGUAUUGUAUGUAAGUAUGCAGUAAUGCAAAAGGCCCUACUGAUAAGCGGGAGAGAGAAUGCGAUAUCGCUGUCCUACUUCGAUAAUUUAUGAAGUGAAGACUUCUUUAGUUUUUGAAGCGAAAAGUCAUUGAAAAAUUAUCCCCCAUUCUGGGGUUAGUAAAGUUGCCUUAAGA
Messenger RNA from Hyposmocoma kahamanoa, 1295 nucleotides. RefSeq names its product upstream activation factor subunit spp27-like (gene Non2). The record is from RefSeq and is a predicted model, not a curated record. Lineage: Eukaryota; Metazoa; Arthropoda; Insecta; Lepidoptera; Cosmopterigidae. The transcript is spliced from 5 exons. Gene Ontology annotation, cellular component: nucleus. The coding region runs from base 155 to 811 and encodes 218 amino acids.